AUGCAAUUAUUUAGAAUGGAUUCUAAUUAGAUUAAAUAAUAGUAACAAAUACUAAUAAAUGUAUCAUCUAUAGAGCAAAAUAUUAAGUGUAAAGAAACUAUAUAGCUGAAGUUUUUCGUUUUGCUAUUACUAAAGAUCUUGAAAUAAAACUAAUGUCUUAUUUUAUUAAUCCUAAUGAUCCUGAUUUUAGAGCUAAAUUAAUAAUGA
Messenger RNA from Paramecium primaurelia, 207 nucleotides. NCBI's taxonomy places the organism in Eukaryota, Ciliophora, Oligohymenophorea, Peniculida, Parameciidae. The record is from the annotation of a GenBank genome assembly.